Molecule: messenger RNA, 2268 nt
Organism: Aspergillus wentii DTO 134E9
Lineage: Eukaryota; Fungi; Ascomycota; Eurotiomycetes; Eurotiales; Aspergillaceae
Product: coronin
Exons: 9
Coding region: 145-1959 (604 amino acids)
Biological process (GO): actin filament organization
Molecular function (GO): actin filament binding
Source: RefSeq, a predicted model, not a curated record
CCCAUAUCAACCGCCCCUCGAGGCUCCUUUCUCUCCCUCACCGUUACUCCUUUUCUGCCCUCUACACUUCAUUCUUAAAAUUAAUUCCUUGAAUUCUUGAUUGGUUUUUCUUUUGCUUUCUUUUCUUUAUACAGCCUCAGCGCUAUGUCUGGUCGUUUCGUCCGUUCCUCCAAAUAUCGACACGUCUUCGGGCGGCCGACGAGAAAGGAACAAUGCUACGAUAAUCUUCGAAUCUCCACGAAUGCCUGGGAUACCAACCUCGUCAAGGCCAACCCACACUAUCUCUCGGUGAACUGGGAAGCUGGUGGAGGUGGUGCUUUCGCUGUGAUUCCUCUCGAAGAACGGGGCAAGUUGCCAGAGAGAAUACCUCUCUUCCGUGGUCACACCGCAGUUGUUUUGGAUACCGACUGGAAUCCUUUCAACGAUAACCUGAUCGCAUCCGGCUCCGAUGACGGCAAGGUCAUGCUCUGGCGCGUGCCAGACAACUUCACACUCCGCCCCGAUGUUGACGCCGAUGACAUUCAAGAUAUUGCGCCUGUAGGCAAGCUGAGUGGUCACCCGAAAAAGGUUGGACACGUGCUCUUCAACCCCGCUGCGGAAAACAUCCUUUCGACGGCCUCUGGUGAUUUCACCGUGAAGGUCUGGGAUAUCGAGGCUGGCGCCCCCAAGCUUACCUUGAAGCUGGGUGAUAUGGUGCAGUCGCAGUCCUGGAGUGCCAAUGGUUCCCUCCUCGUCACCACCUCGCGAGACAAGAAGCUGCGGAUUUGGGAUGUGCGUCAGGAACGCCCCGCACACGAGACCCAGGGCCACUCUGGAGCGAAGAACAGUCGUUCUGUCUGGCUGGGUGAACGCGACCGGAUCGCGACCACUGGUUUCUCCAAGAUGAGUGACCGCCAGCUGGCCUUGUGGGAUAUCCGUGCUCCUCGGGAGCCUAUGGACGGCUUCAAGACUCUAGACUCGAUUUCCGGUGUAUGCAUGCCAUUCUGGGAUGACAGCUCGUCGAUUUUGUACCUGGCCGGAAGAGGUGACGGUAACAUCCGGUACUACGAGCUAGAGAAUGACAAGUUCGAAUACCUCGCCGAAUACAAAUCCGGUGAUCCUCAGCGUGGUAUUGCAUUCAUGCCCAAGCGUGGUGUCAAUGCCCACGAUAACGAAAUCACCCGCGCCUUCAAGACGGUCAACGAUAAUUAUAUUGAGCCUAUUUCCUUCAUCGUCCCUCGCCGAGCCGAAUCAUUCCAGGACGAUAUCUACCCGCCCACCAUCGGUAUGACCCCCGCUAUGGGCCCAUCUGAAUGGUUCGCUGGAAAGGAGGCCAUUCCGCCUAAGAUUUCCAUGGCCAGCCUUUACGAAGGCGAAGGUCUGCAAGAGGUCACUGGCGUGCAAGACAAGCCCACUACGACCGUGGGCGCUCCUGAGCCCAAGCCUGAGGGUCAACCUAAGCCCGCUGAACCAACACCCGUGAAGAAAGCACCUGAACCCGUUCCCGAACCCACACCCGUGGCACGGCCCGCCCCCUCCAUGAAAGAGCAGGGCGCCUCGAUGGCCGCUAUGGUGAACAAGUUCGCUGACAAUGAAGAGGCUGAGAAGGUGGAUGACGACUCCAACUUUGAUGAAGUCCCCAAGCCGACAGAGCGACACACUUCGUCGCCAUCGGUGUCCACCAGCCCAUGGCAUAAGAAGGAAGAGCAAGCCAAGUCAAACCCUUCCCCUAUCAAGACCCCUACGAGUGCCGAUCGCUCACCCCAAGCUUCCACUCCUGUCGCCUCCACCCCUAUUGCCUCUACCCCUAUGGCCUCCGCCCUAUCAGCGGGCGCAGCCGUUGCAGCCGAUGCCGUGCAGCGGGAAAUCGGAGUCAUCAAAGAUCUGAUCUCGGAGCAGACCAAGACGAUCGCAUCGCAGGCACAGCAGAUGCAGAACCUGACCGCGGAGAUCGAGUCCCUCAAGGCCAAGCUGGGCUAGCCGAAUACUUUUUGCACCGCAGGGCAUGGGUCGUGUAAUUUACUUUCUCUUCUUGUCAAUUGCCGCUUUCAAAAGAACAGUCUCUCGUUUGUUUGUAGCCAUUUAGUGUUGUCUGUUAUAUUUGGUUAUGGCUUACAGCAUGGUCGCAAUGUCAAUAACUUUUUUUCUUCUUUUUUCCAGUUUAUUUUAGAAGCGACAGGCGAUGCGUGAUGAUCAGUUGGUGGUUUAGUGAAUGGCUGUAUGCGGGGUGUUGUUUAUAUGUAUACAGCCAUUGAAUAUAGUUGAUAAAUAUACAAAUAACAUGUCUUA